GUUCAGAAAAUGUUUGUUUUGCAUAUGCCAAUCGUUCACAUUGUUUCCUCAAACUUGGAAUGUUUGACAAAUGUGUUAAUGACAUUGAAAUGGCAGAAAAGUCUAAUUAUCCGAAAGAAAAAAUGUCUAAAUUAGAAGAACGUCGUGCAUACUGUUUGAAUCAAAUGAAAAAUAAGAAACCAAACUCAAAGAGCGCACCCAUUGGAUUUUGAAGCAGACGGUGCGUUUCCUGGCAUGGCCAAUGUGCUGGAGAUGAAAUACAACGAGAAAUUCGGACGUCAUUUUGUUGCAAAGCAAGACAUCGAUGUGGGAAAAGUGAUAGUGGUUGAAGAAGCAUUCAUAACUAUGAUUGUAAUGCAUGCAGGCCUGAAUAUUUGUGAUACUUGUUUCAAACAUAUGACCAAUUUCAUUGCUUGCCAGAACUGUACGUUUGGGUUGUUUUGCGAUGAAAUUUGUGCCCAAAAUGAUUUGCAUAAAAUGCGAUGCGGUCGAAGUAGUAAAGAUGACAAUCCAUUAGUUGAGUAUGCAAUACGAUCAAUUGUAUGUGCUCUGGAUAUUUUUGCAGCCGAUGACGAUUCGGCGUGUUAUGUGGAUACGCUGAUGUCUUUUGUGGAGAACGUGAUUCAAGAUCCAAAGAAAAUGGCAAACGUACCACAUUCGAUUGUCGACAACAAGUCAAAAUACCGCUUAUUUCUGACACUAAAUCUCUGGCUGGGUUCAUUAAAAGAGGAUGAAUUAAUGGCUCGUGCUCAUGAUGCGUUUGAAAUUCUCUUGAAGAUGCCACAAAUAAAAGCUGCAUUUUCAUCACACAAGAAAAGCCGCUUUUUGAUGCAUUUAUGCGUGUUUCACACUUACCUUGUUUUCUGCAACUCGUUUCAAAAUCAAGCAAAUGGCGGUAUAUUCUUGCUUCGAAAUCAUUUCAAUCACUCUUGUGCGCCGAAUGUACUAUGCAGCAAUUACGAAAAUAAGUCGACUUGCAUUACAUCACGUCAUGUCAAAAAAGGCGAUCAACUUUUUAUAUCAUAUGGAAGUGGAUACUUCAAUCAUUCACGCGCUGAACGUCAAAAGGGUUUAAGCAACGAUUUUGGGUUUCAAUGCGAAUGUGAAAAAUGCAAAAAUAAGAGCUAUCCAAUUUCAUCGGAUGUCAUUAAAUCUGACGCGGAAUAUCAAUAUUUAGCCAAAGAACUGGACAUGAAGAAAGUUAAAUUCUCCGAUGGAUCGAAAUGUGCUAUCCUCAAACAAAAAUGUCUGGAAAUUCUCAUCAAGUAUCGCGAUCAACCUUGGACCAUUGAAAAGGAUUUGGUGGCAGAUUUUUAUCAACAGCUGUCAGUUGAAACAAUCCAUUAAUGAAUAUUUUGUUGGCGGACCCAUGACGUAUUCAACUUAAUACACUUUUUUUUUACUUUUUAUAUUAAUUAUUUCUAAAAUAUGUACUCAUGAUCAUCAAUUAUGACUUUUUUAUAAAUUUUAACCGAAUAAGUUUCAGACACUUUCAUCAGAGCCAAAGUAUUCUAUUCAGAGAAUUUCUUUGUAGUUGGCUAAGGUAUAUAGAAAUACCGUUCGCAGAAAAAAAUAAUAUUUCUGUUGGAGUCUAGUGUAAUAAGCAUUCUAAAAUAAAUGAAAGCAAGAAAACAACUAUUUCUGAUUUUAAUUGGUUAAAUCAUCGGUGAUGUCUUCCUGUGAAUUGUUAUCCUCAUCAUCAUUG
This is a messenger RNA of Sitodiplosis mosellana (orange wheat blossom midge), 1705 nucleotides long. RefSeq lists its product as uncharacterized. The transcript has 2 exons. The coding region runs from base 235 to 1347 and encodes 370 amino acids. Gene Ontology annotation, molecular function: protein binding. The record is from RefSeq and is a predicted model, not a curated record. NCBI's taxonomy places the organism in Eukaryota, Metazoa, Arthropoda, Insecta, Diptera, Cecidomyiidae.